AUGCCCGUACAGAUGAGGUAUCGGUCGGCAUGGAUGUGGCUACUAGUCGUGGUGUCUGGCACUGCUAUGGCCCAGAUUUGUACCCCAGAACGCGGAUACGAAGGGUACACGUACAUCGUCUAUGACCAAUCGGACGUGGACGAGAUUACAGCAAAGUGUACGACUGUAAACGGGAGCAUCGCGAUGGCGUAUAACUACACCGGGGGCUUCCACCUCCCCAACAUACGAAACGUCACACGUAGCAUUGACUGGGUUCAAAGCGGCCAUUUUGGCAGUUUUCCGAACACGACGUCUGUCGAUUUACCCGAUCUCGAGUUUCUAGGUGGAAGUCUGGGGCUGUACAGUCUUCCGACUUUGCAGAGCGUUACUGCACCGAAACUGGAGACCGUGGGUUGGUCUACGGAAAUUGGUUAUGCCCGGGAGGUGGAUCUGCGGUCGCUGGUCGAAUCGGAGUACUUGCAGGUCAGAGGGAAUGUUUCAACCUUACGCCUCGACUCCUUGCGACAAGUCCGUCAGCGUAUGCUGAUCUGUAACUGGGAUGAGUGCGAUCCAGAGAAAUCACCCCAUGGCUCGUUGGAUCUUUCCCUCCCUGCACUGCAUGAUGUGGGCCAUCUCCUAUUGAAGGGGAGGUUCUCGAGUUUGGGCACACCGAAACUCACGAAUAUCACGGGGGUUGGGCCAGGCUUCUAUGGUAUUCAGGUCCUCACAGCGGGAGGACCGCCGAUUGACCUCUCCUUCCCUGAGCUUAAAUACAUCCGAUAUGCGAGUCUCUUCCUGGAGGGUAACAUUGCAAGUAUAUCGAUACCGAGCAUAAGGAAUUUGACUGUCUGGCUUACGGUAAAUGCCUACGACGGGCUUGACAUUAACCUGCCUUUCGAGGAGGCAGAUACCAUUACGUUGUCGGGCAACAUCUCGAGUGUCCAAUUUCCGAACUUAAAGUCUGUCGAUACGUUACAGGUUAACACGGUUGCCUCCCUCGACUGCGAAGCCUUUGAGGAGACAAUCAGGACAGCGACAAAUACGUCGAAGUAUCAGGUGAAUUGUAGGGCGAAGAAUUCAUCCUCGCGUCUUGGGCUUAACCUUGGCGCUGAAAUCGCGUUUGCCAGCGCUGUAGGUGUUGUUUUUGGGCUGGCCAUGUCGUACUAG
This is a messenger RNA of Aspergillus bombycis, 1146 nucleotides long. RefSeq lists its product as uncharacterized. NCBI's taxonomy places the organism in Eukaryota, Fungi, Ascomycota, Eurotiomycetes, Eurotiales, Aspergillaceae. The coding region runs from base 1 to 1146 and encodes 381 amino acids. The transcript has 6 exons. The record is from RefSeq and is a predicted model, not a curated record.